AUGACUAUCACAUUGAGCUUGUCGCUAGGCGAUCAGACACUCCAAGGUGCGAUCUGUUUCCAGCACCUCUACUUCUCUUACCCUGUCAUCCGCAAAAAUAUGGUGCUAAAUGGCAUCAAUUUGAAGAUUCCACCAGGAAAAACAGUGGCGCUCGUCGGUCCAAGUGGUUGCGGCAAAAGUACCUCUAUCCAACUGAUCGAGAGAUUCUAUGAUCCAGUUGCUGGACAGGAGCCUGUGCUUUUCAACUACUCGAUCAGAGAGAACAUCGCUUAUGGAAUGGAGAAUGCCACUGCCUCCGAAAUUGAGGAAGCGGCAAAGUUGGCAAACGCUCACGAUUUCAUAGCUAAAUUACCUAAAGGAUACGAUACUGUCGUUGGUGAGGGAGGCAGCAUGCUAUCAGGUGGGCAAAAGCAGCGCGUCGCAAUUGCCCGCGCUGUGAUCAGAAAUCCUAAGAUUCUUCUGCUAGACGAGGCCACCAGUGCUCUGGACACGGAAAGCGAAAAAGUCGUACAAGAAGCUCUGGAGAGAGCGAGAAAAGGAAGAACGUGUGUGAUGGUCGCCCAUCGUCUGUCAUCCAUUCAAAAUGCGGAUCUGAUUGUGGUUAUCAAAGACGGAAAAAUCGAGGUAGACAUGGAUAUAAAUGAGUUCAUGGAUUAUGCGAAUGAGGAGGAGAUAGCCGAUUUCGAUGUUCUCCAAUAA
Angiostrongylus costaricensis is the source of this 699-nucleotide messenger RNA. Lineage: Eukaryota; Metazoa; Nematoda; Chromadorea; Rhabditida; Metastrongylidae. The record is from the annotation of a GenBank genome assembly.